Molecule: messenger RNA, 1040 nt
Organism: Spodoptera frugiperda (fall armyworm)
Lineage: Eukaryota; Metazoa; Arthropoda; Insecta; Lepidoptera; Noctuidae
Exons: 3
Coding region: 132-986 (284 amino acids)
Source: RefSeq, a predicted model, not a curated record
GCUUAUUCAUUCAUUAUUUAUUUCCGUUCAUAGUACGGCGAUGGUUGUGUUUAUCGAAUAUAAAUAAAAAAAAUAAAAAUAGCACAAUUUUAAACAGAAUUAGUGUAUUAUUUUAAUUAAAAUCAGUGACCAUGGCGUUGGGGGCGUACGCUGAGGAAUAUUUUCGCUCCAUGAAUCCUAUAGCUUCGAAAAUACACGAAGAUAUAGAGGACGCAAAGAAUUCUUACGAAAAUAUAUGGGAAACGCUAACGGAAAAAGAAAAGACUGAAAUCAUAAACGAAUCUCUAAUAAAACCUGACAUAAGUCUGAAGUAUGCUCUCCUAGAUACCCUAGACUUCGACAUAAACGACCCACCAGUCCGCAAAGAUGACUUAAUGUCAUUCUUUGGUCGUGAACAUGGGCAGAAACUUAUUCAGGAUGAACAUACAUCAUACAGAGAUGAACACAGCAGCCCGUUCCUUUACCAAACGAAGAGCCAAUUAAAUCUCUGUAUUCUAAGCGACUGUAGGGCUCCGAAGGAUGUGAAACCCACAUCACCACCUCCCAUCAUGUCUGAGCUAGCUCUAUCACACUCUAAAGUGGUCUCCGAGCUGAAGAAUGCUUUGAAAUCCCAUGAUGUUCUAAGAAGUACUUUUAAGGAAGGUACGGAGAGGGAAGUCACUUCUCCAGGCUUCAUCAGCAAGUUCAUUGGGAAUUUCAAGAGUAAAGAUGAGGAACGAGAGUGUCUGGUGUCUGUCGGACCUCAGACCCAAAUAGUGGCUUCCUCGGAGAAUUUCUUCAGGACCAAUUUCAAGAGUCCGCAGCCCGAGAAUAAGUAUGAGAAGGAUUAUAGGAGCAGUGUGGCUAAAUCUAAUAGUGACUUAUCAGAAGAGAAUAGAGGUCUGCUAUCCUCAAGCCAGGCAUCAUCAGGAACUGACUUCCAGUCAACGGAGACCCUGACUGACUCUGUACCGAAGACAGGUUACGAUUUCUUGGAUAAUUGGUAAUUUUUUGUACCAAAAACAUUUUCGUUUUAGUAAUAAAUUAUUAUUCAAAAAUUG